Molecule: messenger RNA, 742 nt
Organism: Vespula pensylvanica (western yellowjacket)
Lineage: Eukaryota; Metazoa; Arthropoda; Insecta; Hymenoptera; Vespidae
Product: ATP synthase subunit s, mitochondrial
Exons: 5
Coding region: 123-704 (193 amino acids)
Source: RefSeq, a predicted model, not a curated record
CAUGAGUGAAAGAGAAAGGAAUUAUUGCGUUCUGUUAUUGCUGUAAUUCUGUUAUGUUACAAUAACGGAUAUUUACGUAAAUAACUAAAUAAAAGAAGAAUAAAUUUAUCGGAAUAUUCGCUAUGAUUAAUCAGAUUCUAAAUGGAAAAUUUAUUUCUUUUAUAAGACAAGAAAACGGAUUAUUAAAAAGAUCUUUAUUUUAUUGGCUGACCAUAAUUUUUAAUAGUGUCGAUAAAAAAAGAAUCGAAGAGGUUGGUCCUGAUCAAGCUUGUGCUGAAUGGCUCUUAAGAAAUGGAGCUUAUGUAAAAUGGAAAAAUUCUUCAGAGUAUUUGAAAGAUUAUAAUAUUUUGAUCAAACAAACAGGAACAAAUUAUAUACAAAGCAUUGAAGCUGAAAAUGCAGGCAUAACGUAUGUAGGAUUUCCAUAUUUUGAUGGUUGUAAAUAUAUAGAGGAGGUUAAACUUAUUCGUUGUCCAUACAUUUGCAAUAGAGCAAUGUCUUCCUUAUCGUAUUUAAAGGAAUCUCUAACGCAUCUAGAAGUUAUAGAAUGUGCAAGCGUAACUGAUGAAGGAUUGUAUAAGUUGAAAAAACUUCAAAAAUUGAAAAUAUUGAAACUUGAAGGAAUGCCAUAUUUAAAAAAUCCGGAUGAUGUCAGGAAACAAUUAAUGGAGUCUUUACCAAAUGCUAAGAUCGAAUUGAAAUGAAAUAUUUAUCAAUAAAAUUAUGAUUUUAUUACUAUUUA